This is a messenger RNA of Maudiozyma barnettii, 924 nucleotides long. RefSeq names its product SCO family protein. The coding region runs from base 1 to 924 and encodes 307 amino acids. Gene Ontology annotation, biological process: mitochondrial respiratory chain complex IV assembly. Lineage: Eukaryota; Fungi; Ascomycota; Saccharomycetes; Saccharomycetales; Saccharomycetaceae. The transcript has a single exon. The record is from RefSeq and is a predicted model, not a curated record.
AUGUCUGCAUUAUUAUUAAAGUCCUUUGCAACAAGAUCUCUGGUAAGGUCUACAUUAAGAUUUGAACAAAAAGCACUCUUUUCUUAUUCAAGAAGCGUACUAAUAACCAAGAGGCCAACCAUCGAAGAUGAUAUUCUUAAAGAUAUUGGAAACAUUUCGUUAAGUAGUAUUAAAAUUAACAGAGAUAUUUCUAAAGGAACUCAAAGUAAAGCUGGGGAGCAAUUAAAACACGUUGAGACAAUUGAUAAUGUCUUUCAAUUUAGUACAUGGAAAGGUGCAGCAGUGAUAAGUAUAAUUGCAGCAACAAGUUACUAUUUUAUUAAAAAGGAGAAAGGAAGAUUGGAAAUUGAAAAAGAAGCUGAAGCAAAUAGACCUGUCGUUGGUGGACCAUUCGAGUUAAUGGAUAUGAAUGGGAAUAAAUUUACAGAAAAGGAUCUUUUAGGUCAUUUCACUAUUUUAUAUUUUGGGUUUUCUCAUUGUCCCGAUGUUUGUCCCGCAGAGUUAGAUAAAUUAGACAUUUGGUUAGGGAAAUUAGAGAAGACUCAGAAGGAGAAAAUACAACCAUUGUUCAUCACAUGUGAUCCAACUAGAGACACCCCAGAGGUUCUAAAGGAAUAUCUGAAGGAUUUCCAUUCUAGUAUCGUGGGUCUAACCGGUACGUAUGAUCAGAUCAAAGAAAUGUGCAAGACUUAUAAAGUAUUCUUUUCUACCCCUCGGGAUGCUAACCCAAAGAGCGAUUACAUUGUAGAUCAUUCAACGUUCUUUUAUCUGUUAGAUCCCGAAGGGAAAUUUAUUGAUGCAUUAGGUGAUCUCUAUGAUGAGCAGGAGGGUUUUGAUAAGAUUCAAGCUCAAAUCAAUGCAUAUUUACCACAAGCAGAGCGUCAAAAGAGAAUGAACAGAUGGUAUUCUUUUCUAUUGAAAUGA